AUGGUCCCUAAAUCCAUCCUCUCUCACGUGGCCUCAUUGCACUCUUCAUCUCGACCCGGUUACAGUAUCGCACGACGAUCCCUUCCUCUGGUCUCCGUACCCGUCCGGAAUAGCUCCUACUCACCCUUCGGCAAAGCCCCCCUAGACCCCCGCAAGAAAGUAACCAUCCAAACGCUUCAAAACCUCUACAAGAAAGGUGAGCCAAUUGCCGUCCUGACAGCACACGACUUCCCCAGCGCCCACGUAGCCGACACCGCAGGCAUGGACGUGGUCAUCGUCGGCGACAGCCUGGCAAUGGUUGCGCUGGGAAUGGAAGACACAAACGAAGUGACAAUGGAAGAGAUGCUUGUACACUGUCGGAGCGUAUCCCGGGCCGUGAGAAAUGCCUUCACGAUUGCAGACCUCCCAAUGGGCUCCUACGAACUCUCCCCCGAACAGGCCCUCCAAUCCGCCCUCCGCAUUGUCAAAGAAGGCGGCAUGAAGGCCGUAAAGCUAGAAGGCGGAGCCGAAAUGGCUCCUACCAUCCGCCGAAUCACCCAGGCUGGGAUCCCCGUCUUGUCGCAUAUCGGGCUUACACCGCAACGGCAGCAUUCGAUUGGUGGGUUCAGGGUCCAGGCGAAGUCUGCGUCGGGCGCAGUUAAACUUCUGCGAGAUGCGCGUGCCGUGCAGGAGGCUGGGGCGUUUAUGGUUCUCAUUGAGGCGGUGCCGGCGGAGGUUGCUGCUCUUGUUACGGAGAGGUUGCGCGUGCCGACGAUUGGGAUUGGGUCCGGGAGUGGGUGUUCGGGGCAGGUCUUGGUGCAGGUUGAUAUGGUGGGGAAUUUUCCGGUUGGGAGGUUUAUGCCAAAGUUUGUGAAGACUUAUGCGGAUGUUUGGGGGGAGGCGUUGAGGGGGAUUGAGGCGUAUAGGCGGGAUGUGAAGAGUAAGGGGUUUCCUUCAAUUGAGUAUACGUAUCCUAUUUCUAAGCGGGAGUUGGAUGAGUUUCGGGAGGUUGUGGAUGAUUUGGCUAAGGAGGAUGGUAGACGGACUGAGUAG
Molecule: messenger RNA, 1032 nt
Organism: Aspergillus alliaceus
Lineage: Eukaryota; Fungi; Ascomycota; Eurotiomycetes; Eurotiales; Aspergillaceae
Product: 3-methyl-2-oxobutanoate hydroxymethyltransferase
Exons: 2
Coding region: 1-1032 (343 amino acids)
Biological process (GO): pantothenate biosynthetic process
Cellular component (GO): mitochondrion
Molecular function (GO): magnesium ion binding; 3-methyl-2-oxobutanoate hydroxymethyltransferase activity
Source: RefSeq, a predicted model, not a curated record